Ectocarpus siliculosus is the source of this 634-nucleotide messenger RNA. The record is from the annotation of a GenBank genome assembly. Lineage: Eukaryota; Phaeophyceae; Ectocarpales; Ectocarpaceae.
CAGACCACAUCCGAUCACACACAGCCCAUCCAGCAGCUGUACAACGAAUUUCAGCAGCAGGACACGCACAAAUCUUCCACCAUGAGCGAGACGACCGUGUUCAACGUGGGGAUGACUUGCGACGGGUGCGCCAACGCAACGAAAAGGAUCCUGGGCAAGAUGGAAGGCGUAUCGGCGGUGGAGGCGGACGUGCCUGCCAAGACGGUGACGGUGUCGAGCGAUGGAUCCACGACGAAGCAGGCCAUGCUGGACGCCUUGCUCAAGUGGUCCGCGGCCAGCGGCAAGAGCGUCGAGCUCGCCAGCUAGAAUAACCCUCUUCUUUGUCGUGGUUCUUUGUGUCGGAACCACUGGUUGGCUUUGCGCGUAUGAAGAAAGCUCUGCCGUGGUUGGUCGACUGUAUUUUGUAGGUCUCAGGCGUGGCGGCGCGAAGCCCAGGGUGGCGGGGCAGGGUUGUUUUUUUUGGGCUUUGUAAAUUGGAGGGCAUCAUCUCUUGUCUCUGCUUGAGAAUCACUUUCGUGUCGUUGUUUGCUGCUGCUGUAGGCGUGUGUUGACGUGGGUUCGCGCGCACGGUGAUAGCGGGUGGGGUCCUGGAAGCCUUAUUGUGUGUGUGAGCCGUGGAGAACACCGAACGAUU